CAAAUGGCUGCCGCAGAGGUAGCGGUAACUCCUACAGUGGGAGCCGAAGACGAUGAAGAUUGGUUGUAUGGGGGUGAAGAUAAAGACAAAAAGCCAAAUAUUGAAGAAUUGGAAGAAAGUGUUAACCAACAGAAAGAUGUGGAGAAAGAAGGUGUAGAGGUGGAACUUGCUGCAGAAGAUGCAGAACAAGAAAAGAAGGAGCCAACAGAAGCAGCAGCUGGUGAUGAAGAUGAUGAUGAGGACGAUGAUGAUGACAAUGUUCAGGUUACCAUUGGAGACAUCAGAACUUGGACUGGGACAGAGGCAGCGCCAAGAAAUUUAUUUAAAAGUGGACAAAAUUACCAGAAAAGUGCAGCAGCUGCUCCUGCUAAGCCAGCACCCACAACUAAAGGCCUGGACAUUGAAGCUGUUGGCACCAUCAAUGGCACUCCUGUGUAUGAUUUUGACUUGAACACACUCAGCACAGAGGAUAUGCCAUGGAGGAAACCAGGUGCUGACAUCACAGACUACUUCAACUACGGCUUCACUGAGGAGAGCUGGAAGGCUUACUGUGAGAAACAGAAGGUCCUCCGGGCUGAAGCUACAGGAGGAAUUUCUGUCAUCUCCACAUCAGCUCCCAGAUAUGCUAACCCCAUUCUGUCCUCUCUACCUGACAAAUUAAUCCUGCCAUCUCAGACGUCGUCCAUUAGCACCAUCAACUCCAACAACAACUCCAGCGGUAACAGCAACAUCAUCACAAUAGGGGUCAUAGGUGGCAGCACCAGCAGACGUAAGGAUGACUCCAGCCAUGAUACGCCUAUUCAAGUGGGAAACUUCAACAGAAAUAUUCCAAUGAACUUCAGUCAGCCUCCCCCUGCCCUCCCCAACACAUCCAUACCUCCACCUGGUUUGGCCCUGCCAUCAUUUACUGCACCUCCACCUUCAUUUGAAUCAUUCUACCACCCCACCACCAUUCCACCACAGGGACCAGCCACAUAUGGUGGAGCCUUUCCACCAAACUUCCCUCCACCAUUUGGUGAUCCACAUCCACCACCUGUCUCCACACAACCACAAUGGGAGAACAGGGGAAGGCCAGCUCCUUGUGGCUACCAGGACAGGUGGGACUCAGGGAGAAGGGACAGAGAGCGGAGCCCUCGCAGGGAUGACUAUGAGGAAAGAAUGUUUAGAGAGAGGGACAGAGAUAGAGAUCGUGACUGGGAGAGGGAUAGAGAAAGGAGCAGAGAUCGGGAUAGGGAUAGAGACAGGAGCAGGGACCGAGAUAGGGAUCGUGAUAGAGACAGAGAUCGAGACAGGGAUAGAGAUAGGUCAAGGUCACGAGACAAAGAAUCUUCCAGGAAUAGAGAAUCUUCUAGAACAAAAGACAGAGAAGAUAAGCACAAAUCUUCACGCAGCAGGAAACACACCCGUGACAGAGACAGGGACGACUCAGACACAGAGUCUACCAGGAGUGGGGGCAAACACAAGAAGAGCAAGAGAAGGAAGGAGGACAGGAAGGAAGAUGAGCCUGCAGCUGCUGCUGAAGAAGAAAAAUCUAAAGACUAAACCAGGCAGGUGGAGCUAGCAUUGACUUGUCACUUUGGUUUUAUCUCACUGCCAAAUUUGGAUCACCAUACCAUCCUCCAACACACUGGAUGCUGCAGAAUAUCAGGCAGGGAGACAACUUGCUGGUUGUGUUGGUGGUCAAAGUUAUCCCAAGAUGUGUUGGUCAUGUACAUUGAUAGUGUUCAUUAUUUUACAUGUAAGCCAUCCUUACAUUAUUGCCAAUGCUGUUUAUGAUAAAUACAUUCAUUACACUG
Messenger RNA from Physella acuta, 1796 nucleotides. RefSeq names its product pre-mRNA 3'-end-processing factor FIP1. The record is from RefSeq and is a predicted model, not a curated record. NCBI's taxonomy places the organism in Eukaryota, Metazoa, Mollusca, Gastropoda, Physidae. Gene Ontology annotation, cellular component: mRNA cleavage and polyadenylation specificity factor complex.